AUGCCGAUAACGCGGUCAACAGAAAGAGGACGGAUCGAAACUGAACAGUCGCCGCCCUCAGAAACCACAGCUACAACACAGAGCGUAUGGACAGAAACAACCGCGAAUACCGUCAUGAGUCUGGUAGCCCCCACAACAGAAUCAUCGUGUGCAACAGCCAACAUGGAAGCCACAAUGAAAGUCGCAGAGAAACCUGGGAACUCAAAAACAGAGGCCGUCAAACAGUAUAUAGCCAAACAGAAUGACGUGCCAACAAAACAGCGCGCCGGUACAGUCAAAACUGACCGGUCGCGAAACAGAAAAGAACAGAAGAUAGCCAAAGCUAGAGAAAAGCUCGCCCGCCGUCAGGUGGAAUUGGCAGCCGCCCGACUGGCCACGCUCGAAGCUGGAUCUGAUGACGAAAACAGCGAAUCAGAAUACAGUAAGUCAGAACUCGAUGAAAGAGUGGGCACAUGGUUGGAAACCCAACCCACAAAAACAGAAAAUGACGACCAGCAUAAAGAAAAACCGGCGGGAGCCUGCGACAAACAAGACUUCUCAGAUCUAACCGCAGCAAUAACACUCGCCGUCAAAGCCGCCCGUGAACCAAGAUACACAGAAUUGCCAAUCUUUAAUGGAAAUCACCAAGACUGGCUAUCCUUUCGUGCAGCUUAUCAAGAGACAAUGAAUUCCUUUACAAAAACUGAAAAUAUAAACAGACUCAGAAGGAACCUGAAAGGAAGGGCAAAGGAAGCCGUUGACGGAUUACUUAUAACGAACGCUGAUCCGUCCGACGUCAUAAGAAGUCUAGAAGCGCGAUUCGGAAGACCGGAAACGAUAGCCAUAACGGAGUUAGACACGCUACGAGCUCUGCCAAGACUAACAGAAACACCAAGAGACAUUUGUAUAUUCUCCAGUAAGGUGACCAACGCCGUAGCUACGCUUCGUGCAUUAAAGUGCACACAUUACUUAUAUAAUCCGGAAACUACCAAAACAAUAUUAGAAAAACUCACACCGACACUACGUUACCGAUACUACGACUUCACCGCGGUACAACCGAAGGGGGAUCCGGAUCUGAUUAAAUUUGAAAAAUUCAUGAAAAGAGAAGCCGAACUGUGCAGCCCUUAUGCACAGCCUGAACAGGCGGGGUACUACUCACAGCCCGCACAGCAUAACAGACGCACACAGAGCGUGCACAUAGUCAGUGAGAAGCCAUCACGAGCUAAAUGUCCGGUAUGUAGCAACAUCGAACACACCACAACAGACUGCUACAUAUUCAAGAAGGCAGACUCAAACACAAGAUGGGACAUCGCUAAGAAUAAACACCUGUGUUUCCGAUGUCUCAAGUAUAGGAAUAAAACCCACAAUUGUAAACCAAAGACGUGUGGCAUCAAUGACUGCAAAUACACUCACAACAAGAUGCUGCACUUCGACAGAAAAUUUGAAAAAACAGAAAACAGUGACAAGGAAACAACAGAGAACAUUAAUUCCGCUUGGACCGGAAAACAGAAACAGUCCUAUUUGAAAAUAAUCCCAGUCCAAGUACAAGGACCAAUAGGCACGGUUGAUACAUACGCAGUGCUCGACGAUGGAUCAACGGUAACACUGAUAGACGAAAUUAUUUGCAAGAAGACUGGAAUAACAGGACCAAUCGAUCCGUUACACAUACAGGCGAUUAACAAUAUAAAAUCAACGGAAACAAGGUCAAGAAGAGUCAACCUCACGCUCAGAGGCCUCAACAGUCGAAAAGAAAUAAUACAAGCGAGAACAGUUAACGACCUACAAGUAACAUCACAAAAAAUACCAAAGGAACAGAUAGAUGAGUAUUCGCACCUACGAGACAUCAGUGACAUCAUCACGUACAAGAACGCGAAACCUGGAAUCCUGAUUGGCCAAGACAACUGGCACAUGUUACUAGCUUCGAAAGUUAGACGAGGCAACAGGAAUCAGCCAAUAGCGUCACUGACACCUCUAGGCUGGGUACUGCAUGGAGGUCGCACUCGUACCCUAGGCCACCAUAUAAACUACAUAAAUCAUGCUAGCGAAACCCAGGAAGAUGAUAAAAUAGAAAAUCUGGUAAAACAGUAUUUCGCUAUGGAUGCGCUAUGCAUCACACCAAGAAGACCAAAAACAGACCCAGAGGAACAGGCGCUUCGCAUCCUCAACAGUAAUACAGUCCACACAACAGAUGGAAGAUACGAAACUGCUCUGCUCUGGAAAACAGAUAAUGUCAGUCUACCAGACAACUACAAUAACUCGUUAAAGCGACUGAUAAAUAUAGAAAACAAACUCGAUCGUAAUCCGGAACUGAAACAGAAAUACACAGAACAGAUGGAAGCACUCGUCGCAAAAGGCUACGCCGAGCCCGCUCCAAAAACAAAAACAGAGAACAGAACGUGGUAUCUACCUCACUUCGCCGUCGUGAACCCCCUGAAGCCGGAAAAACUCCGAGUCGUCCACGAUGCCGCCGCCAGUACAGGAGGGGUAGCUUUAAAUUAUAUGCUGCUUAAGGGACCGGACGUACUCCAAUCACUGCCAGGAGUGAUAAUGCGAUUUAGACAGCAAAAUAUAGCAGUAACAGCAGACAUCAAGGAGAUGUUCAUGAAAGUGAAAUUGAGACAUGAAGACAGAGACGCGCUCCGCUAUCUCUGGCGCAAAGAUCAGCGAGAUGAUAAGCCCCCAGAAGAAAACAGAAUGACCUCGUUGAUCUUCGGUGCGUCAAGUUCUCCUUCCACAGCAAUAUAUGUAAAGAACUUGACCGCCCAGAAACAAGAAGCCACGCACCCGGAGGCGGCAGUCGCAGUACAGAACAGACACUACGUAGACGACUACUUGGAUAACUUCAAAACUUUAAAAGAUGCAGUGCACAUAACUAAAGACUUUCGUCGAAAACACGAAAGAAAGCCGACCUCGAAGACCUUCUGGACCGACAGUAAGAUAGUGUUGAGAUGGACAAGGACGGGAUCACGCUCGUACAAACCUUACGUCACCCAACGCCUGACAACUAUAGAAGACAGUGCAACAGUAAACGGGAGGCGAUGGUUACCCACGAAGCAUAACUCAGCCGACGACGUGACCCGAGACGUCCCAAUGCCGUACCACAACGAACAUAGGUGGUUCAGAGGGCCAGAAUUCCUACGCCAACGAGAGGACCCCUGGCCGACGGAAUCGGCGUCAGAAACUACAGAACCAAUGGGUGAAGUAAAUAUAGCAGCUGCAGCACCGGCGGGAGCUUCAUGGCCGAAGCGUCGCCGCAUAAAACUGCCCGGGACCACCAGUGCGCAGAGGAUCCAAAUUGGUUGUGCUGUACAAUUUGUGAACCCAAAUCGUGAGAGUGUGCUAUCUAGUGUAGUUGUUACGGCGCGGAGACGUUCCGGACAACAGUACACAGGACCCGGGAACAG
Bombyx mandarina (wild silkworm) is the source of this 3383-nucleotide messenger RNA. RefSeq lists its product as uncharacterized. The record is from RefSeq and is a predicted model, not a curated record. Lineage: Eukaryota; Metazoa; Arthropoda; Insecta; Lepidoptera; Bombycidae.